AUGCACGGGAACGGUUCCUGUGCAUUCUCUGAUAAAUCAAAUAAAGAAGAAGUCAUAAAAGUAUUAGACGAAGAAGUAUUAGACGAAGAAGUAAUAGACGAAGAAGUAUUAGACGAAGAGGUAAUAGACGAAGAAGUAAUAGACGAAGAAGUAAUAGAUGAAGAAGAAGGUAAAGAUGCUGAAGAUGAAGAAGAAGAAGAAGAAGAAGAAGAUGAUGAUGAUGAUGAUGAUGAUGAAGAAAUAGGUUUUAUAUUGUCUGAUGAGGAGACAGCAGCAGAAGAGACAGCAGAGAGGCAAGGGGUUUUGCUGCUGAUGGUUUCUAUUAUUGUCUCCUCUUGA
Eimeria acervulina is the source of this 339-nucleotide messenger RNA. RefSeq lists its product as hypothetical. The coding region runs from base 1 to 339 and encodes 112 amino acids. The record is from RefSeq and is a predicted model, not a curated record. The transcript has a single exon. NCBI's taxonomy places the organism in Eukaryota, Apicomplexa, Conoidasida, Eucoccidiorida, Eimeriidae.